AUGACUUCUUCGGCGACUAUCAGAUCUGAAAUCUACGACAGAGAAGAACGGAAACAGCAAUACCAAGCGCAUAUUCGUGGACUGAAUGCUUACGAACGGCAUAAGAAGUUUUUGAAAGACUACGUUCGUUUCUAUGGGAAGGACAAGCCGGUGGAAGUCAAGUUACCGGUUAAAACCGAUCAAGACACACUCAGAGAAGGAUACCGGUUUAUACGUUCUGAGGAAGAUGAUUCGAACCCUUCUUGGGAGCAAAGACUGGUGAAGCGAUAUUAUGAUAAGCUUUUUAAAGAAUACUGUAUAGCUGACAUGUCAAGAUACAAGACUGGUAAGAUGGGUUUAAGAUGGAGAACGGAAAAGGAAGUAAUGUCAGGGAAAGGGCAGUUUUUGUGUGGGAGCAAACAGUGUGAUGAAAAGGAAGGGUUAGCAAGCUAUGAGGUAAAUUUUUCUUACUAUGAAGCGGGAGAACAGAAACAAGCCCUUGUGAAACUCGUAGUUUGUGAGAGAUGUGCGGAUAAGCUUUACUACAAAAAAAGAAAGGAGAGUGAAAGAUCAGAGAGUAAAGAGAAGAAAAAGCAGAAACGAAAACGGAAUCGAUCAUCCAGUGAAGAUGACACAGACGAAGAUGAGAAGAGAAAAGUGAAAAAGGGUAAGUCCAAGUUGGAGGGUAGUGAUAAAGAAGGCAGCAAGGAUGAUGAAAACUUCGACGAAUUCAUGGAGGGAAUGUUUCCGGAUAAGGGUGAUAAUCAGGGUUUUAAAAGUUGA
Molecule: messenger RNA, 762 nt
Organism: Microthlaspi erraticum
Lineage: Eukaryota; Viridiplantae; Streptophyta; Magnoliopsida; Brassicales; Brassicaceae
Source: the annotation of a GenBank genome assembly